GGAGCUUUGGCGUUCACCGGGAGAUAAACACUCGCAGGGUUCCAAAUUCGGUUUCAGACGUCGGAACUUUCAAUGAAGGCGAAUAAGACUGUCGCUGAAAGCCACAGACGGCUUGGGUACGACGCUGUCUCUUUAAACACUCCCGAUGAGAAAAGUUCAUUCAAGCGAGCGGAGAGGAGUAGAGUUCUGCGUGGUUUGGUGCAGAGAUCAGUGUCUGGUAUCGUGAGCGCAAGCGGAACGCGGCAUAUGGCUGGCGACGGCGGGCAGGCCAAACGUCUCCCAAAAAGACCGUUUCACAGCGAGGGAGACGAAAACUCGAGCGCGACAAUGAAUGAAAACGUCAAAAUUCACUCUGGGAAACAGACUCCGUCCGAAGCUCAUGGCGGGAAGGAGAACUCUGCUUUUAAUUCUACCUGUUUGACGUACUGCCACACGAGCGGACCUGCAGAGGCGAAGAUGAACCAGACGGUCAUUCACGGCUCGCGAGUGGACCCGAGCAUAUUCUUCGACGAGGACAGCAAUCACAUUUUCCCCGUGGAGCAAUUCUUUGGGAACCUGGAUGUUGUUGAGGAUUACCCACGCAGAACCCCAGGCAGCAAGAGAAUUAGUCGGAGAGAAUACCGGAGAAUGCAUUAUUAUGCCAAAGAGGACAGUGAAGACGAGCAGCUAUGAAAACACUAAUCACUAAAUUACACCAUGCAUGCCACAGUCUUGAGCCUGUAUCAGUUGGCCAAAUCUACUUCACUUCAGGGAAGGAGUUGUAUGUGGUUUAAAUGGGCAUGAUUAGUCAAGUGCACUUUUUUAUUAAUGCCAUAAGCCUUCUCAAUGAAUGUUUAAUUGGCCCAAUCUACCCAAGUAAAUAGAAUGCACUGUGUUGGCAAGGAAUUCUGUGUACUGCUGAUACAAUGAUCGACAUAUCAUAGUCUUAAUGCAAUUUUAUAAAAAGCACAAUAUUUUUAAUGGUUAAAAAAUGGUAUGUUAAUGGUGAAACGUUAUAUUAGUCCAUCCCUAAUCAUAAACCUCAGAACAUUACACUUGUGCUAUACUAGUAUAUGGCUAAAGAAAUGUACAGAAAGAUGGACUUUCUGCCAGACUUGUGCCUAAGACCAUUAUUGUUCAGUCAUGUGACUGGAGUUUGUGCUUACAGACAGUUAAAUAGGAUGGAAAACACAGAGUAAUCCGUAGUGGAGUUCAUCCUGCACUGCUGGCCAACACCGUGGGUUUCUACCAUUAGUCCUACUGAUGAGCUCUGAAAUCAACAAAUAAAACCAAUAUUAAGCAUAGUAUAUUUAGUCAAGUGCCUCAAGUUGGACAUGCUUGCUGUUCAGACUUUUAAUGCAAUUUGAGCAUUAGCUUGUACAUUCUUAAAUCUCUGAAUUUGGCACUUUUUACAUUUCUCUGUUGAGAAUGAAUGGAUUUGUUUUGGAAAAACAGACUUGAUAUUUAAGAUUUGGUGCUGUAUAAUUGAAAACGAAAGCAUGUAACUGUUUUGAAAGCCUUUAUUUUGUUCUUUUGGAAUGUGUAUAGAUUUGUAUUGGUUAGAAUCUCAAAUUAAGACAAUUGUCCAGUUUGUCACAAGGUUCUUAAGGCAAGAUGUGGAAAUCUGUCAUAUUAAAUAAAAAAUACGGCUACAAAUGUUAUGCAUGUGGCUCCACCAGGAAUAUGAUUUGUUUGUAUUGUGAACCUCAAUUUGUCAAGAGAUUAUUUGUAUGAUUUGAUUUUAUUAGACCAGAUUUGCACCACUUUUUCUGGUAAAAAAAUGUAACCUUUUAAAAUGUAGUUUCUAAGCUUUUAUGUACAUUGUAUUAGGCAAAAAUUGUAGACCGUGUGAUUUUGAUUUUUUAUAUUUUUCUAUUAAUGUGAUGUAUCUUCAAGUGCUAACAUUUGCUACGUAAUGCCUUGUAUGUACAUGAUAUGUACAUUUUAUCUACUUUUUAAUGUCAAAUCUUAAGUGUAUCUCAUCAAACGCUACACUAUCUGUCCAGAGAAAAUAAACCACAUUAACUAUGGAAACAAUAACAUUUGUGUGUUUAAAAAAAAUUCAAACCGUGCUUAAUUUCUUCCCCUUAGAACUGAACAAUUUAGAGUUGCAAGUUUAUUUUUGUGCAUGCAUUAAGAAACCUACUUCAAGACAGUUUUUCUUUUUGUUGUUGUUGAUGAAAGUACAACUAACAUUUGCUGUACAAGACAUCCAGUUCCCACACAUGCUCCCAAUAGCUAAUGCAUGAUGGCUAAAUGAGUGGCUUCAUAACGUAAACGUAUACAGGAAAGACACAGAUAAAAACAAGUCACUCCGCAAACAUUUUUAGUUCUGUAAAUAAACCAAUACAAAUCUGAAUAUACAAAUAUAAAAUCACUAUCUACUAAGAGAAAUGUUGCAAAAAUAUAUAUGGAACAAUGCGUAAUAUAGCCAAACGAUAAUAUAAAGAUACAAAUCCCUGAGUAGGCUCCGAACAUGUGAUUCACCAAAGCUGAAACAUUCAUUCAUACUAGGCUGCAUAUUCCAUAAGAGGAUUUUGUAUAUCCUGUUCAUUUUACAGUCCUUUUGACCCGUUUGUAGAUUUUUCUGGAGUCACAGCUGAGCUCAUGGGCCCCUUAUGGCAAACUAUGUGAACCAGUUUGAGAUUCUCUUGUGUAAACAGCAGUUUGUAGAAAUAAUCCAGAUUUUUUUACCCUUCAGUGCCUCUGCGAGAGUUGGAAUGACAGUUCUCCUAUUUUCUAUCCUGAAAAGAAAGAUCAGCCUCAUUUAACUGGUCAAACACAAGAUCAUGACAAACCUAAAGUAACGCUUAAUUCAAACUUUGAUUUUGAUUUCAGAAUGUUGUAACUAAACCCCUGUCCCUACUGUAUAUAACUUAUGAAUUAUGAAUUACCAGAGGUGCUUAAUGCUGAUAUUUUGCUGACAAUACUCACAGGUGGUCUAGAUUCCAGGUGCUGAAGAGGAUUCUGCUCUUGCAGUUCCCAUACAGGUUUGAGGGGAGAAAUGCGCACUCGUUCUUAUCAAUUUGGCACCAUGUGGGAGCAAAAGUUAUUUAUAGCUUAUACAAUAAAAUAAAUUUACCACUGGGACAAAAACAAAUGCUGACAUCUAAACAUAUAGCCCAGCAAGAAUGCUAAAUGCUUUUAAGUUUUAAAAAGUACUACUACUUGUAUAUUUUAGCUUCAUUGUUUAUUUUACUUGAAAAGUGGAAAAAAUCUUGUCUAUACAGUAUAUGAUUUCAUAUUCAAUUAGAAAUGUGAGAUAUGAGAGUGAAUGUAACAUGCGACUUGGCAUGAGAACCAGCCCUUUUCAGUGCAGAGUCUGCAAACCUCAUUCUCUGACCUGACAAAAUAGGCACCAUGGUACCGUGCAGACUUCAAUUUCUCAGCCAGGAUCUCUACUACCUUUCUGUAUUCAUUUUUUGCCUUUGCAUUCUGAAUAGUCUGG
This is a messenger RNA of Xyrauchen texanus (razorback sucker), 3427 nucleotides long. RefSeq names its product UPF0688 protein C1orf174 homolog. The transcript is spliced from 4 exons. The coding region runs from base 73 to 672 and encodes 199 amino acids. NCBI's taxonomy places the organism in Eukaryota, Metazoa, Chordata, Actinopteri, Cypriniformes, Catostomidae. The record is from RefSeq and is a predicted model, not a curated record.